This is a messenger RNA of Centropristis striata (black sea bass), 2275 nucleotides long. RefSeq names its product DnaJ (Hsp40) homolog, subfamily C, member 5 gamma b (gene dnajc5gb). The transcript has 6 exons. NCBI's taxonomy places the organism in Eukaryota, Metazoa, Chordata, Actinopteri, Perciformes, Serranidae. The record is from RefSeq and is a predicted model, not a curated record. Bases 332 to 940 code for a protein of 202 amino acids.
AAAAACGGAAAAGAAUAAUGUAAUGCAGUGUAAAUAAAUAUAAAAUGAUAAAUACAAAUCUAAUCAUUUAAUUAUAAUUUUUACAUCCUGCGUAUUUGCAACGCAGCUGCGCGCGCAGCAAACUGGCCGGUGACGUCAGAGGAUUCCUUCCUGUCUUGACUUCCUGCUCCGCGGCCGAAGUUUUCUCUCCGGCGGGACAUGAGAAGGGAAGUUUUACCUCAAGGAAACCUGAGGAACAGCUCCACUUUAGGACAACUUACGGACACUGUUCGGACUCUAUGAUUCGACCAGAAACAACGAUAUUUAUUCUUCGACUGCCAAAAUCUGAAGCAUGGAGGACCCAAACAGACAUCAGCGUAAAAUGUCCACAGCAGGAGACAGCCUGUACAAAAUCCUGGGUCUGGAGAAAGGAGCAACUCCAGAGGAAUUAAAGAAGGCAUACAGAAAACUGGCGUUGAGGCAUCACCCUGAUAAGAACCCAGACAACCCAGAAGCUGCUGAAAAAUUCAAGGAGAUCAACAACGCCAACUCCAUCCUCAGCGACGAGAACAAACGGAAAAUCUACGACGAGUAUGGAUCCAUGGGGCUCUACGUGGCCGAGCAGUUCGGGGACGAGAGCGUCAAAUACUAUUUCCUCAUGUCCAAGUGCUGGUUCAAGGCCCUGGUGGUGUGCUGCAGUAUUUUCACCUGCUGCUGCUGUCUCUGCUGCUGCUGUUUCUGCUGUGGGAAGUGCAAAACGCAUGAAGAGGGGGAAGACUUCGCCUAUAUGGACCCUGAGGACCUGGAGGCAGAGAUCAGAGAGCAGGAUGAAGCACGAGACCAUGUAAUAGUUAUUCAGCCGAGCUCCGACUCUUCAGAUAAAGCCGACGCUUCUGCAGGUGAGAACGCACCGAUCGUGAUUCAGCCUCAUGCGGCCAACGGCACCUCGGACACCAAGUGAGCAGAGUCCUGAUGAAACCACGUCGCCAUCAGCAGCUGCACAUGUCGUUUUCAGAGAUGAUGAGUAUACAUUUUGGGCUUGAAUGUGACAGAAAACUUGUGUCUGAAGCAGCGAUUUGAUUGUGCCAUUUCCCUUUUAAAAGUGCCACUGGGCUUUUCUUCCUCAUAUUUAUUUUUUAACUUUUUAAUCUUUUAAAAGUUGGAUAGUUUCUGGACGGCAGCGACAAACGACAAAGCCAUGCAGAUCAAAGCUCUGAAAUAGUUUGUGUUUCCAUGUGCACUUUAAUAUCGCAAGUUCAUGUUUGAAAUCCUGAAGCUGCCACGACGGUCUGAGAACGUUUUAGCUCGAGACGACUCGUGGGUCAGAAAUGUUUUAAAUACUUUUUUUAAUGCAAAAUAAUACUACGAUUUUUAAAAGCCAACCACUCUGAGACUUAUGAGAUGUUCAGUCGCACUGCACAUAAUGUAGAAGCAAAAUAAAGGGCUUAUUGAAAUGAUGUACAGAAUAUUGUGACUAAACCAACCGCGUAUUUAAAAUGUUUGGAUGUCCACUGUUGUGUGUAAAUAGCACAAUUAGAAUUAAUAAAGUGAUGCUGACGGGUAUUACAGGUAUAAUUUAACAUUUUGGGAGAAAUGUUUAUUCACUUUCCUUCUGAAAAUUGUAGAUUUAGUCUCUUUUCAACUCAAAAUGAGUUGUUUAAUGGCAGAGUUUGAGUCUUUCAAAGUACUGUGAAGGACAAAUUUGCACUAUUCAUGAGGUUGGGUUUGAAGAUAAGACUACUAUAUUAGUUUUAUUUUCAGGCACUUGCAUGUUAUUACCAGCUAAAUUUAAUACACAUCCAGAGUUUUUAGUGUUUUAAUUAUGUCUUGGUUUGACUUAAACACUUUUUACAAAUCCGGAACUGGUAUUUACGAAUAAUUCUGGUAUGAAUGCAACAUAAGUUGGAGAGCUGGAGAGGGACAUCAUUUGUUUAACUCGGGGAAACAUCUAAUCUGACUGUAUUAAAGGAAUACUGUGGAUUCUUUAGAAGUGGGGUUUUAUGAGAUACUUGGUACCUGAGUCAGUGUAUUAGUUACAAUUAGGGCUGGACGAUAUGGACCAAAAGUCAUAUCCCGAUGUAUUUAGUCUGAAUAUCGAUAUACGAUAUAUAUCCCGAUAUUUUUAUCGCAAAGUGAGAGCAAAUGUUCAGUCAAAGUCAAAUAUGACAUGUCACAAGUACUUUUAUUAAAACCAUUUGUGUAAGUGAACAUAAAUACUGUAUAACAGGAGUACCUUUUUUAAAAGCAAAGCUCCAUAAAGUUUACAUUUAAAUAAAAAGAAUAUCUUAAAUGAAAA